AUGAUCGGAGGAGGCGACAAGAUUCCCAGCGUGGCUACCCUCGACAAGCCCGAGAACCUCGACCAGCUCCUGCGUGAGGACCGCGGCGAUGAUUGCACGUCUUGCAGAGUAGUUGGAGGCGGUGCGUUCCUCGGUCUCGCAGCGUAUAACUAUCUGACCGGCAUGGGACACCUCGAAAGGCAACGUGCGGCGAUCAUCAAAUCUGGCUCGAGGUUCGGCAUGAGAAGCCGCAAGUUCGGUAUCGCUAGCAUCUCGAUGGGCCUGGCCUACCUCGGACUGUGGAGGUUGUUCCGUUAA
Colletotrichum graminicola M1.001 is the source of this 297-nucleotide messenger RNA. RefSeq lists its product as uncharacterized. The record is from RefSeq and is a predicted model, not a curated record. NCBI's taxonomy places the organism in Eukaryota, Fungi, Ascomycota, Sordariomycetes, Glomerellales, Glomerellaceae. The transcript is spliced from 2 exons. The coding region runs from base 1 to 297 and encodes 98 amino acids.